CCCUCGGGCCCCCAUCAUCGUCACCAUCGCGCCGGGGCGCUGCCGGACGCCAGUCCUGCGAUUUCGCCCGUGGGCAUAACCGUUGGAACGUGCUUGUUGUACAGACCAGUGGCGCCCCUCCAGCUUCCUCUGCUACUGCCGCCGUCGCUGCUACUGCCGUGCUCCCAGCCCGUCUUCUCCAGCUGCUGCUGCCGCCGCAGCCGCACACGCCACCAUGGGUCUCAUCACCAAUGUGCUCCUGGCGCCCAUCAUUGGCCCGCUGCUGCCCUUCAUCCUGCUGGCCAAGCUCUUCCUGUCGCUGGCCUUCCUGCCCGUGUUCAUCUUCUUCUCGCCCAUCCUCAUCCCGCUGUGGUUCGCCAAGGUGGCCUUCCGCACCAUCACCUGCCUGCUGCUGCUGCCGUUUGCGCCCAUCCUCAUCCCGCUCAAGGUGCUGCGGUGGAUUCUGUGAGGCUGCUGCCGUAGCCGGAAUGGGCAGCUUUACCGUAGCCAGGCAGUUGUGGGAUGUUCGUAAAUGAGGGGGCUGCAACGGUUGGCCAUUGAUGUUGUCCUGAUCAUGGGAACGGAGGUGUGCCGAGAUUGGUGUCGGUUGAGUGCGGACAGCGGUGAGUGCGGCCGGCUGCGUGGCCAUCUCGCCACUGUUGCUGCUGGAUGGGGCGAGGCCGCAGGGGCGUGUAUGUUGGUGGUUGAUAGUAUCAGGGAAAAGCGCAGACAAGUUUUGGACCAGCAAGCAACCUGCGCGUGCACAGGCAUCGGACGACAGUGUUGGGAUGUAUUUCAAAAGCGCCGUUGCACAGGUGCGGACAUCCAUCCAGGAGACCAAUUUUGGCAUCUCUUCUAUAAGCGAAAUGGAAAUCACUUGUAGUCGAUCGUGUAAAGCUCAAGGCCG
Messenger RNA from Chlamydomonas reinhardtii, 886 nucleotides. RefSeq lists its product as uncharacterized. The record is from RefSeq and is a predicted model, not a curated record. The transcript has 3 exons. Bases 215 to 448 code for a protein of 77 amino acids. NCBI's taxonomy places the organism in Eukaryota, Viridiplantae, Chlorophyta, Chlorophyceae, Chlamydomonadales, Chlamydomonadaceae.